Molecule: messenger RNA, 715 nt
Organism: Sorghum bicolor (sorghum)
Lineage: Eukaryota; Viridiplantae; Streptophyta; Magnoliopsida; Poales; Poaceae
Exons: 1
Coding region: 103-369 (88 amino acids)
Source: RefSeq, a predicted model, not a curated record
AGCGCCACUUGCAGUUGCACAGCGCGGAGCCCCACAAGUAAACUAAUUGAAGGCACGCGCAACUUGGUUCGCGCGCGCGGCUGCUCAUCAUCUCAGUCAGCCAUGGCUUUGGAUGCGAAAGCUCUGCAGGCGGCGAAAGAGGCAGCAGUCCCUGUUGCCCUCGGCGCUGGCACCGCGAGGAGGCCGCCGCCGUCGUCUUGGAACGGCGGCGCUGCUUCACCUGCGACGACGACGUCCACCGCCACGUCCGUGGGCGUGCCGGUCCCGGUGGUGAUGCUCUGUAGCGACGACAGGAGGAUGAAGGAGGAACUCGUCGCGUGGGCCAAGGCUGUGGCGUCCUUGGUUGUCAGGGAGUCCUUGCACUGCUGAUCGAGGCCUGUGGCAUGUUUCCUUAACUUGCAGCCCCAGAAAAAGCUCUACCGCACCGGGGACGAAGCGAUAAUUCGGCCAUUUCUUCUUGGAGGAGUACUGGAGUUAAACAACUUUCACGGAUUCAGGACGAAAUUGCUCGUGUUUGUUCACCUUGCUAUGAGAGGCUGCUUCUGGUUCGUGAUCGACUGCUGACCAUGUGGGGCUGUACAUACAUACUUUGGCAAAUAGAACAUUUUAUCUACAAUUUAGCUAAAAAUGAAUAUCCUGACAGAAGACUAUAUUGUACUAUACAUUUUGAUAUGGAGUAUUGGCAAAAAUAAAUGUGUCGAUGUUAUGUACUAUA